Messenger RNA from Sorghum bicolor (sorghum), 1830 nucleotides. RefSeq names its product diphthine methyltransferase homolog. The record is from RefSeq and is a predicted model, not a curated record. Gene Ontology annotation, molecular function: protein binding. NCBI's taxonomy places the organism in Eukaryota, Viridiplantae, Streptophyta, Magnoliopsida, Poales, Poaceae. The transcript has 2 exons. The coding region runs from base 165 to 1199 and encodes 344 amino acids.
UGUCCGUUCGCUUGCCCCCGAAUCGUGAUUAGGAUAUGUUGCUGUCUCUACGGCCAGACGUGGAGAACGGUUUGACUAUUUUGCCCCCGCCGCGUGAGUUGCCAAACGAUUUCUGACACUCCUGUUGCCGCCGCCGCCCGCCGCCGACGGCGAUAGAUUUGGGGAUGGAUUUGGGCUCGUGCUACCUCGGCGGGAACGCCGACGCGGUGGAGUUCUGCCCACACCGCCCGUUCCGCCACGUGCUGGCCGCCGCCACCUACACGCUGCAGGAGCAGGAGCGCGACCGGGCGGGCACCAUAUCCAUCUUCUCCGUUGACGCCGCCUCGGAGGACGCGUCCCGGAGGCUCCAGCUGCUGCAUACUGUGGAGACCGCCGGCAUCUUUGAUAUGAAGUGGAGCCCCAAGUCGCCGCUGCUCGCGCAGGCCGAUGCCCACGGCCGCCUCGCGCUCCGGCGCCUUGAGCAGGAGGACGGCUCGGACACAGAUAUUGUCUUCAACGAUGUCUCUGCUGAAGAUAUUUCUUCUUCAAUGUGCUUGUAUGUGGACUGGAACCAAACUGCUGAGUCUCUGUCUGUUGGAUUAUCAGAUGGCUCACUGUCUGUGGUUUCAGUCAGAGAGGACCGGCUGGAGAUAUCAGAACAGUGGACUGCACAUCAGUUCGAAGUCUGGACAUGUUAUUUUGAUCGUACAAGGCCACACUUGCUGUACAGUGGAUCAGAUGACUGUUGUUUCAGUUGCUGGGACUUGAGAGAAAGCCCGCCAAACAUUGUUUUUCAAAACAAAAAGUCUCAUAAGAUGGGCGUCUGUUGUAUUGCACAGAAUGCAUUGGAGGGGAACAUGCUACUUACUGGGAGUUAUGAUGAAUUUCUCAGAGUUUGGGACAUGAGAUUUAUGGCAAAACCUGUCAAUGAAAAGUUGAUAAAUCUAGGAGGUGGUGUGUGGAGGAUGAAGUAUCAUCCUAAUAUUGCAGAUGUUGUAUUGGCUGCGUGCAUGCACAAUGGGUUUGCCAUUGUUAAAGUAGGUUCUGGAGAUGCUAGGAUAAUGGAAACAUAUUGCAAGCAUGAGUCCUUAGCAUAUGGUGCAGAUUGGCAGAAAAGUGAACAGGUGGAGCAGAAUGGAAAUUCUUCAGUUGUUGCUACUUGUUCGUUUUAUGAUCGCCUUCUCCGUGUGUGGCAACCAGAGAAUCUAGCUGAGCUUUAAAGCAUAAAGCUUCAUUGUACUCAAUUCAAGCAUGACUACGCCAUGAAGUUAUUACCUCAAUGAACCAGUAUAAUUUCAUUCAGGUAGCUCUUUCAACUUAUGCUUACUUACUGAAGUCAUGCAUGAGCUUAUAGGGGACUUUAUGCUUGUUUUCAAUUAGGCUCAUUGAUAUUAGUAUUUGUUACCAGCUUCCUCACUGCAAAACCUUGAAUUUUUCUUUUGAUGCUAUAUAAUCGAUUAGAAAAUUGUUUUUUUUUGUGGUCUAGAUAUCAGAAAAACAUACUUGACCGGAUUCUUUUCCAACUGGCUCAAAGAUGUCUGUGUUCUUUAUCCUGUUUAUGACGUACAAAAGAAAUGCUCAUUGGAUUACCACAACUGUAUUCAUGGAGAAUGGACACAGUUUGAUGUUUGGCAACUGAUGUGACAUCACAAAUGCUCUCUCUGUAGGCUACCAGUUUUUCAAGCUUGUGAUGUGGAUUGCACUUGGUAGCUUCAUAGAUUUUUUUUUUGUGCCAAAUUAUCUGUGGACAUGGUUAUUUCCUCUCAAUUGGCAACUCUCUUUUUUUUCGGGUUCAGAAACUAGCAUCUGAAAUGAAGGAAAACUAGCAAUGGCCGUGGUUUUUGAAAAAAA